Molecule: messenger RNA, 303 nt
Organism: Aspergillus viridinutans
Lineage: Eukaryota; Fungi; Ascomycota; Eurotiomycetes; Eurotiales; Aspergillaceae
Exons: 3
Coding region: 1-303 (100 amino acids)
Source: RefSeq, a predicted model, not a curated record
AUGACUGAACUAGAGCAUUUCAUUUGUCGCUUACGAAGGCAUACUCAGAGAGGUUUUGGAAGACGUUCCCCUCGUGGCCGCGGCGGUCGUGGUGGUGGUGGGGUGGGACACCACCAUCAUGUCGUCGCGGCCACCGCGACCACCACAGUUGCUGCGCCUGAGAACAACACAGUUGCUGUGCCCGAGACCAACCAGACUGUCCCUGAUACCUCCCAACCUCCUCCCGAGGAGGCUCCUGCUCCCACUCAAGAGAUUCAUACUGCGAAGGACAAUCAGAAUAACACUGAAAUAAAGGAAACCUGA